AUGGAUUCCAUCACAGCAGAAAAUAUUUCCAGUGGUAUGACUACCUGGAAGCUUGGAAUCAAUCAGUCUUUUUCACACAACACAUCAGAAAACAGCAGCAGCUCUACCUGCAUUAUUUUGGAUGCAUGGGAUUGGUUAUAUACAUUUCAGCCUAUGUUCCUCUGGGUCAUUUUUGUCCUGGGAGUGAUAGAGAAUGGCUUUGUCCUCAGCGUUUUGUGUUUCCACAAGAGUCGCUGCACGGUGGCUGAAAUUUACCUGGCAAACCUGGCAGUUGCCGACUUGAUGUUAGUUUGCGGUUUACCUUUCUGGGCCAUUAAUAUCGCUAAUCAGUUUAAGUGGCCUUUUGGCACUUUCCUUUGCAAGGUUGUCAAUGCAAUCAUUUACAUGAACUUAUAUUCUAGCAUUUAUUUUUUGAUGAUGGUGAGCAUCGAUCGCUACCUGGCCCUGGUGAAAACCAUGUCUCUUGGACGUAUGCGACGAGGUACAUGUGCCAAAUGGAACUGCCUUAUCAUCUGGGUGUCUGCAUUGCUCGUAUGUUCUCCUGUUCUAGUGUUCAGGUCUGUCAGUUAUGUGGAAGAAGUCAAGGGCAGAGCCUGCAUUCUUCAGUAUCCAUCCACACACUGGACAAUUGCAACACACAUUUUGCUGAAUACUGUGGGCUUUUUGAUCCCACUCUGUGUAAUUACCUAUUGUACUAUUCAAAUAAUCAAAGCCUUACGAGACAACAAAAUACAAAGACUCACAGAAAUCCAGACUGAGAAGAGAGCCACCAUCUUGGUCCUUGCUGUCCUUUUGCUGUUUAUCAUUUGCUGGCUUCCUUUCCAGAUCACCACAUUCAUUGACAUACUAAUUCAGGUAGGCAUCAUUUCUGACUGCAUUACUAAAGAUGUCAGUGAAUUGGUGACCCAGGUAGCUACAUACUGUGCUUAUAGCAACAGCUGCCUUAACCCAGUAUUGUAUGUCAUUGUAGGCAAGCAUUUCAGAAAGAAAUCCAGGGAACUCUACAAAUGCUGCCUGCCUAGGAUAUGCAACAAAUCAGAGUCCAUCCAGAUGGAGAAUUCUUUGGAUACUCUGAGAACGUCCAUUUCGAUUGAAUGCCCAAAGAAAAAGUCUGCUUCUUCAUUAGCACGAUAG
Emys orbicularis (European pond turtle) is the source of this 1134-nucleotide messenger RNA. It is a transcript of the gene BDKRB2, whose product is annotated as bradykinin receptor B2. Gene Ontology annotation, cellular component: external side of plasma membrane; membrane. The transcript has a single exon. Gene Ontology annotation, molecular function: bradykinin receptor activity; C-C chemokine binding; C-C chemokine receptor activity. The coding region runs from base 1 to 1134 and encodes 377 amino acids. The record is from RefSeq and is a predicted model, not a curated record. Gene Ontology annotation, biological process: positive regulation of cytosolic calcium ion concentration; smooth muscle contraction; calcium-mediated signaling. Lineage: Eukaryota; Metazoa; Chordata; Testudines; Emydidae.